Messenger RNA from Insectozyma verbasci, 678 nucleotides. The record is from the annotation of a GenBank genome assembly. Lineage: Eukaryota; Fungi; Ascomycota; Pichiomycetes; Serinales; Debaryomycetaceae.
AUGGCUAAGAAGACUUCUGGAGAAAAUUCUAAAAAGGCUCAAGGAAAUGCACGUAAAGCAGAACAAGCAAAUAAGAAAAAACAAGAACAACUCGACAAAUUAGAACAAGAAGAAGCUGCUCAAUGGGAUCAAGGUUCAAAGAAAGGAAAUAAAAAAAAGGAAGAUGAACAAUUUAAAAAAGAAGAAGCAGCAAGAAAGAAAGCUGAAAGAGAUGCUUUAUUAGCUGCUGAAGAAGCAAGUUUACCUUCAAAAGCAACAAAACUGAAAAAUAGAGGUAGUGAAAAAAUAGCAGCUAAAAGAACAGGUAAAAUUGAUGAUUUCUUAGAUUUCAACAAGGAUAUUCCUGAAUUAUCAGCCAGUGGAUUAGAUAAUGCUUUAGAAGCAUUAUCUUUAACUUCUCAAGGUGGUGGUGUUGAAAAUAAAGAUUUAGAUAAACAUCCAGAAAGAAGAGUCAAAGCUGCAUUUAAAGCAUUUGAAGAUAGAAGAUUACCAGAAGUAAGAAAAGAAAAUCCAGGAUUGAGAUUAAAUCAAAUUAAGAAUCUUUUAUUUAAAGAAUUUCAAAAACUGCCAGAAAAUCCAAUGAAUCAAGAAACAAAUAUUAGUUAUAAGGCAACAAAAGAAGAUAUAUUGAAUAAGAAGAAAGAAGUUAGAGAAUCCAGAGAAAGUAAAUUCAACUAA